AUGCAGCGAUCUCAGCGACGGUCUACCAAGGUGUGCGUUCGCUGCCGGAAGCGCAAAACCAAGUGUGAUUUCAAGUUUCCUGCUUGCACGACAUGCAAAUCAGCAAACGCGACCUGUUUGGGAUUUGACCCUGCAACGAGAAAGGCAGUUCCAAGAAGCUUAGUUAAAUCACUUGAAGCUCGUGUAGCGGAACUCGAAACCAAAGUGCUUGCAAUUCGAACCGUCCCUCAAAAUGUACCCUAUUCCAUGGCCUCUAGAAUAGCACAAGCUACUAUUUCCUUCGGAGUUCCAAGCGCGGGGUCCUUCCUCCGCUCCAAAGUCUCACCAAAUCUUUUCUUUCGGCCCUCAUGCCCACCGCUUGCCGUUGUGCGAGAACGAGGUCAUAUCUCUGCCGAAGAACUAGUAUCCAAAGAUAAAUCUUGGGCUUCGGAUCGAUACAGUGGACACUCUUCAAAUACCCUUAUAGAUAUUAGCAGUGUGCCGCAUCUGGCUAUCCAGCAGAUGAUGGAGAACUAUGUCGAGACGCAUCUGCCACAGUACCCCUGUGUGCCGAAAGCGAUGUUGGAGAACAUUGUGAUGAACUCGCAAGAAAUACAAUUGGAAGAUACCAAAUCCUCACCUCCUCAAGCGAUAGCAAGCAGUUCGGGACUAGGCCACUUCGAAUAUUUUGUUUUCUUUAUUGCCCUGGCUAUCUCGGCAUUAACCCUGACCUGGAAAGCUGAGGAUCAAGCCCGAGCGGCAUCGGAAUCUUUCUUUAAUUCUGCGCGCAAUCAUCUACAAGCUUUACAGGAGCAUAGUGAGAUACAAGCCCUGCAGAUAUCAUUACUCCUAGCUCACUACGCUCACAUAGAAAGCCCGGACGGCUUGAAUUCGGAGCAAAAGCAACUACGCUCAGACCUGUUUUGGGUUACAUAUGGGAUGGAAAGAUCGAUGUGUACCAAUCUUCGACUCCCAUUAUCGUUCGCAGAAGAAGCAAUUUCUAAUAAGUUGGAAAUACCCACGGGCGAUGUACCCUCCUUUCUAUCCACCGAAGAUGACGUGAGAAAAAAGUCAUCCGCAACUCACAUCUACUUAUAUCGAGCGCUAGAAACCGAAGUCCACCGAGUCCUCCAUUUGCAAGAGGACUUGCAGAACUUUCGAUGUACGGAUUUUGAAUCUUGGAUUCAAAACAUCUCAGACCGAUUAUCGACGUGGUACGAGAAGGCGCAGUCAUGGACGCAAUACAAUAUGCUAGAGUUUAAGCAUGUGCAAUUCUAUCAUCUCCUAGUGCGAAUCCAUCGGCCUACACCUCGACUAAGAACGAGGACUCCUGAAGACCACCGUAUUGUUCUCGAAUCUUCUUUUGCACUAAUCGAGGACUAUCUAGGUCAGGAACGACGUCGAAGGUUAUUCUACCCAUGGCACGGUGUGCACAUUCUGUUUGAGACAGUGGUGAUUUCCUUAGAGGCCUGUUGGUCUUCUCGCAACUCGCCUUUGCUUGUAGAUCAGAUCAAGGAGAUGAUCGAGAACUCUCUUCCGAAAUGCGUUCAAACUCUCGCAAAAAUUGGCCACCGUUGGAAUGAAGCUGCUGCAUGCGCUGAUCGUUUGAGACCUUUGGUUCAAAAAGUUGCUUCCGCUAUCGCCGCAGGCACAGACCCACUGUAUCUUUCAUUCGAAGACAUUGCGAUUACUGAAGAGAUACACGGUUUGCUCUUUUCGGAUGGGCCACUAACGUGGAACCAAGGAGUGGAUGCUGACUUUUCCUUCGAAUUCUUUGAUGGGUCGCAAUUUUUGGAAAACCCUCUGUUUGACGGUAUGGAGGUUUUCCAAUGGGACCCAGAAUGGUACAUCGUCCCAGGUGUUACUUGA
Molecule: messenger RNA, 1848 nt
Organism: Talaromyces amestolkiae
Lineage: Eukaryota; Fungi; Ascomycota; Eurotiomycetes; Eurotiales; Trichocomaceae
Exons: 5
Coding region: 1-1848 (615 amino acids)
Biological process (GO): positive regulation of transcription by RNA polymerase II
Molecular function (GO): zinc ion binding; DNA-binding transcription factor activity, RNA polymerase II-specific; sequence-specific DNA binding
Source: RefSeq, a predicted model, not a curated record